Lingula anatina is the source of this 2292-nucleotide messenger RNA. RefSeq lists its product as uncharacterized. NCBI's taxonomy places the organism in Eukaryota, Metazoa, Brachiopoda, Lingulata, Lingulida, Lingulidae. The record is from RefSeq and is a predicted model, not a curated record.
AUGUUGCCCACAGCAGCUGUAGAGUUCCCCUGCAGUGUUGGUGCCCUGUGCAGUGAUGUGAACUCAGAAUGUGUACAGGGAUCAUGUGUAUGUCAGGCUGCUUACCAGACAGUUGGGGACACAUGUGAGCCCCUGGGUACUUUGAACAGUGGCUGUCUGUUUGGCUGGGCUUGUAGAGACACCAAUGCUGUGUGUAGAAAUAACCUCUGCCUCUGCAAAGAUGGAUACUUCUCUAAUAAUGGCAUUUGUAGACGUCAACCAGAUGUUGGAGAGCCCUGUAGAACUUUGGACACCUGUUCUCAUGGCCUGGCUGAGUGCAGGGGUGGACAGUGCCAGUGUAGACAAGCUUACUUCAGUAUUAACAAGAGCUGUGGUCGCCUUGGUGUCUUGGGCUACCCCUGUGAUACAAACCAGAGAUGUACUACUUCAGGCUCUCAGUGUGUAGGAAACAAGUGCAUCUGUAAGGAUGGUUUCUAUGAAACACAAGGGAUGUGCAAGCAAUCUCUUCAGCUAGGUGAGUCCUGCACAGCAGAAGACAUUUGUGGUGAUCAGUAUGCACAGUGUACACAGGGAAUAUGUUCUUGUACUGAGGCAUAUUAUACAGUGCAUGGCAGAUGUACUCCCAGGGGUGUGCUGAAUUCCCCAUGUCUGCCAGACGCUGUGUGUUCUACCCCAGGUCUCCACUGUAGCUAUGGUCUGUGUACAUGUAGACAGGACUUCUACCCAGCAGGACAGGACUGCAGAGAAAAGGUCUUACUUGGUGCAGUAUGUGUUGAGAGCCAGGAAUGUGCUGAUGCUAAUGCUCUGUGUAUAGGAGGAGAUUGUACCUGUAAACAACCAUAUAUACAGACAAGGCAGAUCUGUGCACUGUCUCGUGUGCGUAGAAGUCUGCAUGCUAGCUGUAUUGAUGAAGGAAGCUGUAGUGAUCCAGAUACAAUGCACUGUGCACCCAGUGGUAUAUGUGAAUGCAGACAGGGGUACUUUCCUAUUGGAAACAUAUGCUCCUUGAAGAAGGCACUGCUGAUAAAGUGUAGUCUGGAUGUGGAAUGUGCCACACCUAAUGCCGGGUGUCAUGGUGGUGUGUGCCAGUGUCAUCCUCAAACUCACUUCACUGGUGAUGUCUGCAAAAUCAAAGGCACGCUGUCUGCCCCGUGUUUGUCAGGCUCAGGUUGUAUAGACUCCAAUACUGUGUGUCAGGGCGGACUGUGUCUCUGUCAUCCCAGCUUUUAUGAAAACAAUGGAAGAUGUGUGCCAAAGCGUCCAAACAUGGCAGCCUGUGAUACUAGCUCCAGUGAUGUCUGCCAGGAUGAGAAUGCCUUCUGUAAUGGAAAAUGGUGCCAGUGCAUGGAGGGCUUUUACCUGAACAGAGGUUCUUGUGUCAGCCAGCUCCCCCUGGGCAGUGUGUGUGAGGAGGGAGACGUCUGCCAGGGAAUGUUCUCAUCAUGUCAGAGCAGACGAUGUCAGUGUGCACAGGGAUUUCUACAGUCUGGAACAUCUUGUGUUCCCCAAGGAGAACCAGGGAGUCUCUAUGGACCAUGUUUACUUGGAAGACAGUGUAAAUCAGAGCACAGCACAUGUGAUGGAAAUGUGUGUGUUUGUGCUGAGGGUUACUUUGAUUCCUCUGGAACAUGUGUUCUCAAGUCUGCAAUAGGGGGUGCCUGCAGUGGCAGCAGGGCUUGUGGAGCUUCCAACUCGGCGUGCAGGAAUCAAGUGUGUGUCUGCCAAUAUGGCUACCAGGAGAAGGAAGGAUUUUGUGUUCCCCUAGGCAGCCUUGGAGACGUGUGUCUAUUUGGUCACCAGUGCCUAGACAUCAGUGCAGUGUGCAGUAGUGGGGAAUGCACCUGUCAGGAAGGAUAUUACAGAUGGGGGGAUCACUGUGUCCCAGUGUUACCCCUGAAUGCAGACUGUGUAUUGUCUGAUGUGUGUAGAGCAGAUCACGCCAGCUGUGUCUUAGGGCAGUGUCAGUGUUCUCCUCUCUACACACAAAACGGAUCAGUCUGUGCCCCCACCAUCCCCCUCUCCUCUCCCUGUACAGAAGGAGAUAUAUGUGAGGACAAGAAAGCAGUCUGUACCAGAGGUUUCUGCCAGUGUCAGGCAAAGUACGCCAACCUCCGGUGUCUGCUGGAUUGUUGUAUGGCAGCUGUCUGCCUGGGGAUUUUUGCACUGGCAACAAUGUCAUCUGCCAAGAUGAUCACUGUGUCUGUGUGGAGGGAUUCUAUGCAAGAAGAGGGGCUUGUGACAGUUGACAUCCCUUGUGCUUCCAUGUGGGGCUUUAUCAUCACAGCCAACUAA